UUCAAAAAAAGGAAGCAACUUGAAUUUUUUUUCAAAUAAUUCACAUAUGCCUGUCACUUAUUUCUUAUAGGAACGUUGAAAAAAGAAAUUGUACAAUAAUUGACUUAAUAAUUUCUGUCAAUCAGACCGUUGUAUUGUAUGAGAGCUGUCAUGUUUCUAACUCCAUAGCCCAAACCCAUAUCCACACGGGUACCAUUACAUUUAACUGAAAUAAUAUUCUUAAUUAUGCUUAACUAUGUAACAGGGUCGAGGUAGUUAGUUAGUGGGCUGGGCCAUGAAAUUAUUUACACGUGGCAUAAUAUGAUAGGUUAGGAUUUCAGAACGAGACAAAGAAAUUCAAAAUGAGAAAGAAGAAAGAAAGUGUAAUAUUUAUGGUGCAACCCUCGCUCCUAGUCCCUUGAGUGGACGCUACUCCACCACUGUUUCAGAAGACCAGAGAAACCACUCACUCACACCAAUUCAAUCAACAUCUUAGAGUUGACCAAGAAAAGAGUGAAGGAGAAGAUGGCUAAGAAUCAACAAUCAAAUUGGUGGUGGCUUGAUAAUCACACUACUACUAAACGUUCCCCUUGGUUUCAAUCCACUCUCUCUGAGCUAAAUGAGAAGACAAAGGCAAUGUUAAAGUUAAUUGAAGAGGAUGCAGAUUCCUUUGCUCAACGUGCAGAGAUGUAUUACAAGAAACGACCAGAGCUUGUUAGCAUGGUUGAAGAUUUCUAUCGAACACACCGCUCGUUAGCCGAGCGGUAUGAUCAAGUCAAACCAGAUACCGGAAUUAACCACCUCAUGUCAGGUGGAUCGCCUUUUGCUUCAGCCAAGUAUCAGAUAGAGAAGUUGAUGAGUUUUGCAGACACUGGUUACGAUACCUAUUCUGAAAAUUUCGAUGUGGACGACUCUGUCGAAUCCGAAGUUGAUGAUCCUGAGCUCGACGAAAAAGAGGGGACCAAAUUUCAUAGCUAUGCGAAAGAAGAGCGAGUUUCAUCUAUAGCUAUCAAUGAGGAAGUGAUGAGACUGAGAGAAGAAGUUAAGAGAGUAAAUGAAGAGAACAAUGUUCAUAAGGAGCAACUGAAGCAGAAAGAUACUAUUUGUGAUGAAGUAAUGAAGUUGAGGGGAGAAAUAGAAAAACUAAAGGAAGAGAAUGAAGCACAGAAGGAACAACUCAAGCAGAAAGAUGAAGAGAAAAUUGAAGUUAUAAAACAACUGAGUUUUGCAAUAGAUUUGCUGAAGCAGGAUAAUGUAGAGAUGAGAAGCUUCAUUGUUAAAGAGUCUACUAAGAAAUGGAAGUUUCCAUUUGAGUUCAACAAACUUGGAGAAGCAUUUUCAAUGAAAUUGUUUAAUGGGUCUCCAAGGAAUCAGCCUAGUGUUGAGCUCUCUAGACGUGGUUAACAUAGUCACCAAAUAGCAUAGUUAUGUAUAACUGUCUUAUAAAUAUUUAUACAAUAAAUUCCUAGUCUUUAGGCUUGUAGUUUGUGUGCUUAUAAUACUGUAUUAAUUUAAUUGUAUUCUUUAUAUGUCCUUUACCUUUACUUGGCUAGUUAUACUUAUAUGUAUCCCAACUGUUACAAUUUUUUAAUUCUUUAUGUAUGUGAUUGUUUUGUAGCCCA
This is a messenger RNA of Cicer arietinum (chickpea), 1601 nucleotides long. Lineage: Eukaryota; Viridiplantae; Streptophyta; Magnoliopsida; Fabales; Fabaceae. The record is from RefSeq and is a predicted model, not a curated record.